GGCGUGGGCCCUGCUGCUCGUGGUGGUCAACUCUUGCCCGCAGUACAGAGGCAGUCUUUUCUCCCUCCAGCUAGGUCUCGAGCCGGAAGGAGUGAAACAGCUGAUUUUUAAAUGGAGGAGAGGGGAAUCAAUAUUUGACCAAGUGGUAGAAUCGGAAGUAACCAAGAAAGCCAAUAAAAAGAGAGAGGCAGAGAAUGGGAGUCUGAAAAAUGGUCUCCAAAUUGAAUUUCUUCCUGGAAACGCUCCAAGUAAUUUUGCUGUGCAUCUAUUAUCUGCUGGAGUUUUUCUUAUCAUUUCUCUUUGCACGGAAGAAAAACAUUGCUGGUGAAAUAGUGCUUAUAACUGGAGCUGGAAGUGGAAUGGGAAGGCUGAUGGCUUUAAAAUUUGCUCGACUUGGAGCCAUUUUAGUUCUUUGGGAUGUUAACCUAGAAGGAAACAAAGAAACCGCUAGGUUAGCACGUAAAAUUGGGGCUGUGAGAGUACACGACUACAUUUGUGAUUGCAGCAAAAGGCAAGAAGUCUAUCAAGUGGCAGCUCAGGUGAAAAAGGAAGUUGGUGAUGUUAGUAUCCUUAUUAAUAAUGCUGGCAUCAUAACAGGAAAGAUGUUUUUGGACACCCCAGAUAUGCUUCUGGAGAAGAGUAUUCAAGUGAACACAAUGGCACACUUUUGGACUAUCAAAGCAUUUGUUCCAGCCAUGGUAGCCUCUAAUCGUGGACAUGUGGUGACUAUUUCAAGUGCAGCUGGCUUUAAUGGAGUCAACAAAAUGGCUGAUUACUGUACAAGUAAAUUUGCAGUUCUGGGUUUGGCUGAGUCUCUAGCUUUAGAGAUGUUGGCAAUGAAAAGGAAUGGUAUUAAAUCCACAAUUGUCUGUCCAUAUAUAGUGAACACUGGAAUGUUUGAUGGCUGUGAAACAAAGUGGCCUUAUUUGCUGCCCAUUAUAGAUCCAGAAUAUGCUGUUGAAAGAAUUGUGUCUGGGAUACUCCGAAAUGAACGGUAUAUCUUCAUACCACGAAGUCUAUACCUCUUUAAUGUAAUCAAAAGCAUGCUUCCUGCAAAAAUAGUUGAUGUCCUUUAUGACUAUUUUGGAAUUUUACAAGUUAUGAAUAGAUUCAAAGGUCGGACAACGAAGACUGAAGAUUACAAAUAUCAGACAAAAGCAAUAAAACCUCCAAGUUCCCUUGACUGAUUGUAAAUUGAGAAGCUGGUAUUUAGAACUUCCACUUUCAUUAUGUUGUUGCAAAAGGGUACACUUAAAACAACAAAUCUGGAAGGGCUUACUAACAAAAAGUGAAAUACUGAAAGCAGAGAUUGAAUAAUUUUAACUACACCUGUUUUUAGAAUUGCUGAAAUAUAACUUGAAGGUGAUGCUUUAUUUCAAUAAAGUUACUGAGUUUUAAGGAACAAA
Messenger RNA from Candoia aspera, 1406 nucleotides. It is a transcript of the gene SDR16C5, whose product is annotated as short chain dehydrogenase/reductase family 16C member 5. The transcript has 8 exons. The coding region runs from base 210 to 1187 and encodes 325 amino acids. Gene Ontology annotation, cellular component: lipid droplet. Lineage: Eukaryota; Metazoa; Chordata; Lepidosauria; Squamata; Candoiidae. Gene Ontology annotation, molecular function: oxidoreductase activity, acting on the CH-OH group of donors, NAD or NADP as acceptor. The record is from RefSeq and is a predicted model, not a curated record.